Melozone crissalis (California towhee) is the source of this 1063-nucleotide messenger RNA. Its product is annotated as serine/arginine-rich splicing factor 7-like. The record is from RefSeq and is a predicted model, not a curated record. Bases 70 to 786 code for a protein of 238 amino acids. The transcript is spliced from 9 exons. Gene Ontology annotation, biological process: mRNA splicing, via spliceosome. Lineage: Eukaryota; Metazoa; Chordata; Aves; Passeriformes; Passerellidae. Gene Ontology annotation, cellular component: nuclear speck. Gene Ontology annotation, molecular function: RNA binding; zinc ion binding.
GCGCAGGCGCAGCGGCGGUUCCUCUAUAUAAGGGUCGCGCCUGCCCGGGCUCGCGCUGUCAUCGGGAGGAUGUCGCGAUACGGGCGAUACGAGACCAAGGUGUACGUGGGCAACCUGGGCACGGGCGCCGGCAAAGGCGAGCUGGAGAGAGCCUUCAGCUACUAUGGACCGCUGAGAACCGUGUGGAUCGCCAGGAACCCGCCGGGGUUCGCCUUCGUGGAGUUCGAAGACCCCCGGGAUGCCGAAGAUGCUGUGCUUGGCCUCGAUGGGAAGAUAAUAUGCGGCUCCAGGGUCAGAGUGGAAGUAUCCACGGGGAUGCCGCGCCGCUCCCGCUACGACCGGCCCCCCGCCCGGCGCCCCUUCGACCCCAACGACAGAUGCUACGAGUGUGGUGAGAAAGGCCACUAUGCCUAUGACUGUCACCGCUAUAGCCGGCGAAGGAGGAGCAGGUCCCGCUCUAGAUCGCGCUCGAGGUCCCGAGGGAGAAGGUAUUCCCGGUCACGCAGCCGCAGCCGUGGUAGGAGAUCCAGGUCAGCUUCCUACCGCCGGUCCCGGUCGAUGUCUCCUCGCAGAUACAGAUCCUUCUCCCCCCGCAGGUCCCGUUCUGGUUCUUUAAGAAGGUCAAGGUCUAGGUCCAGGUCACGCUCCAGGUCCCGGUCUGUUGUAUGGCCUCGAAGCAGGUCUGAGUCUCAUGGUAGAUCUAAAUCUGGCUUACCUGCUAAAAGCCGCUCAAAGUCCAGAUCACCAUCUCCAAAGAGAAGUCACUCACCAUCAGGAAGCCCUUGAAGGAAUGGAAGCCCUAAAAGAAUGGGUUCAAAUUUAAGAAGUUUAGUAAAAAAGUUAUUUUGUUUACAUUAUAAGGGAUAUUGUGAUGCAAGGGCUUAGUCCUAGAAGGCUGUUUCUAUUGACUAGCAAUUGGCAUGAACCUCUAUCUUCUAAAAGUCUUGUUAGCAGACUAAUACAAAACUCUUCUGUUGUGUUUGUGUUCUGUGAUCUGAAAAUGUUGGGCUUUUUUUUUUUAUUAUUGGUGCAUUGAAAUAAACUGCAUUUCUAACUAAGAAAA